AGUCCUGAAGCAUUUCACAGAUGCUCAGGUUUUAAAAAAUUAAAAAUAAAUAAAAUAAGAAAUUACAGUCUAUUUAUAUUUAUAUUUAAGUCUUUUUUGUUUUUCCUGUUAUAAAGUCUUCAGUAUGGCUACCAAGAUGGUCAUCCAGCAGCCAAGGCCAAUUGCAGUGACAGCUGCCUCGGACCAGUGGACCACCAGCAUCUGCGAGUGUGAUAGCGUCAAUGAAUGCUGUUUCUCGGUGUGGUGCUUUCCUUGCUUCGCCUGCAUUGUAGCUCGAGAUCAUGGACAAUGUCUCUGCCUCCCUCUGCUGGAUAUGUUCGGCCUCAUCCCACCAGCCACACUGUCCAUGAGGGUGGCAACACGCAAACGCUAUGGGAUUACAGACACUAUUUGCAACGACUGCGUGUAUGCUUUCUUCUGUGGCCCAUGCAGCUGGUGUCAAAUCAGGAGGGAGUUGAAGGCCAGACUUCAUCCUGUUACCCUGCUGAACAACAGGCCAAUGGGCUAAAGACCCACAUCAUCAUCAUCAUCAUCAUCUCAUCAUUAUCAUUACUGUCAUCAUUACCAUCAUCAGCAAGUGAAGUCCGCAUCUCUACCUAGUAACACAUAUGCCUUGUUCCACAACUAAUCAUGAAUGCUUGUGUAUCCUGGUGAAAUCUGGAGUCUCAAAUACCACUCCCUCCCAUACAAACUGAAUCAAAAGUUCAGUUUAUUUUCUUUCAGUCAGAUAAGAGAGUGGCAUGCUGUCUAAUCACUGUUUGGGCAUCAGCUCCAGGAGUGAUGAGGAAUGCAGCUCACAUAUGAAGACUGAUCAGAUAACAACUUUCUCCAUGUAUAGAAAUGUUACAUGUUAAUGCAUUUACUACAGCGAUGUUUAAAAAGGCUAUUACAAAAUUCAGUUGAAGAUUACUUUAAAUAUGGUACAUUUCACUAGGAUUUUAUUCUUAAUAUUUUUUAAAUGUAAAGAUGAUUACAUACUUACCACACUUACUAUACUGUUAUCACAUACACGUACUCAUAUUUUAAGGCAUGUCUGCUUCACUCUCAUCACUGAAAGCAUGUAAGGAAAUAAUAACAGAAUUGUGUGUAUAAAGAUUCACAUGAAGUUGUGCUUCAAUUGAUGUAAAUGUGUGCUUUUGAAGUAAUUAUCAAUAAAUAAAUUUCUCUAAACAAAAAGGACAUUUGUUGUUGUGUAAGACUUCUAUACAGUCAGUGGCAAUGAUAUUUCAGAACCUUGAGAAAUUUGGAAGAAUUUGAGGACACUGAGGAAUGGAGAUUUUUUUUUUUAACCAAGUUCUUUGUUCAUAUUCAAAUACUACAGGAGACCAUUUACUUUCUUAUUACGAGGCUAUGCUAGAGACGCAAUUACACGCAGUAACAGCUAGGAGGUUAUGGGUAAGGGGAGAGCGUUUCUGUUUUUUUCUAUCAAUAUACUGUGCAAUUCAUUAUCCCUUUUUACCUCAUAUGUGAAUGUUUCCUUUGUGGAUUAUGGGGUAUGGUCUUUUCUCUCUAAAACGAUUAUUUACAAUGUUUACUAUAAAGAGUUCUACAACAUUACGCAGUGAUCUUGGAAAAGAGGCAAAAUGCAAACAGACACAUUCUUUUAUUUUGCAUUUUGAAUUUUCAGCUUUGAAACAGUACAAUGGUCUUUUUGCACCGAGUCUGAUACUUCAGCAGCCUCAGUCCACACCACUUCUUCGUGUUAACUCAAACCAGUGGAGCACAGGCAUCUGUGACUGCUUU
Messenger RNA from Ictalurus furcatus (blue catfish), 1743 nucleotides. Its product is annotated as cornifelin homolog. Lineage: Eukaryota; Metazoa; Chordata; Actinopteri; Siluriformes; Ictaluridae. The coding region runs from base 125 to 508 and encodes 127 amino acids. The record is from RefSeq and is a predicted model, not a curated record. The transcript is spliced from 3 exons.